AUGCGAUCGAUGACUACGAGUAAAUUAGGUAUAGUGAAUAGAUUAGUAUAUCAAUCUAUCAAUCAUCGAGAUGUCUAUUUAUCAUACCAUUUAGAUGAGAUUCACCAAUCUCUUAAUGAUCGAUUGAUCAUUAUCGAUUCAGACUUUGUACUUUAUCACAGUGACCAUGUAGAAUCGUAUAUGGUCGCAUUACUAGAUAUAGCAAGAGCAUUCAUUUGUCAUUCAUCAUCAUCAUCAUCAUACUAUGAUUCAUCUUUUAUCAUUCUCACAUUUAUUCAAUCAUUGUGUGAAACAUUUGGAAUGGCCUAUGAUGAAAUGGAACUAUAUCAAAUGAUCUUUAUUUGUUCAAUCAAAUUACAUUAUUAUGAUAUUGCCAAAGAAUAUGCAUCAUUAAUAUGGUCAUUUUAUAAUGAUUUAUAUCAACAUUUAAAUGAUAAUGAUAAUAAUGAUAAUGAUGAUGAAAGUGAUAUUAAUAAUAAUAAUAAUAUUGUAGAUAUUAAAAGAAUUAAAUUAUUAACUAGGUGUAUACCCUCUGAAUGGAAUUUAAUUCAUUUAUAUUAUUUGUAUUUAGAGGAUACUGCAAAUACACUAAAAUAUAUUAUUAAUAAUAGUGUCAACUCUUCUCCUCAAAAUAAUAAUAAUAAUAAUAAUAAUGUACAAUAUUUAUGUAAAUUAGCUGGUGCCUUGGAAGAAAGCAUUUCAAUUGGUUUCGAAUCAAUCAGAAAAAAGAUAUCUACAUUUUAUCAAUUAAUUGAUCAAUCUAAAUAUCAAGAUGUAACAACGGAUAUAUUAAGCGUACAAGAGAUGAAUGAAAUGGCUGGAUACGAUAUGGUGGUUGCAUUGGGUCACUUAGAGUUGGAGGUAUUAAAGAAUGGUGGUCAACAACAACAAAAAAUAAUUGAAAGAUUGGAUAUUGAUGUCAUUCUAUCAAUCAAAGAUUGUAAUUUUGUCAAAGCAUCUUUAAAAUUGGUACACAUUAUAGAAAUGGUUUCGAAAAAUGAUGAUGAUGGUCAUCAUGAUCAAGAAUCUAAAUUAAUUUUAAAUUAUUUAGAACGAUUUGACAAGUUGAUAGACAUUAGUGGUGGAUUGGUAGACACAGAUUUAAAAUUUAAAUAUCUUUAUAGAGUUGGAAUGUUAUUGGAAUCAACCACUAAUCAUAAAGAUAGAGGAUUAUCAUAUCUUUUAAAAGCAUAUGAUCUCUGCCCAAGACAACAACAACAAUUGAUCAAUUUAUUACCAACUUUAAUCAAUAGUCUUUGUAGUGGUAGGUUGGUUAAAGAAUUAGUAGACCUAUAUCAAAGUCAUAAUAUUGUAAUUGACUCUAAUCUAAUCAUUACAAAUCCCAACAAAGUGGUUGAUUAUAUCAAUUCUCUUCAACGUGCAGGUGAAAUAUUGGUAGAGUCAUGUGAAUAUAAAACGGCAUUUAAUCUAUACGCAUAUGUUUAUUCACUCCUAGAAACAUAUCCCUCCUCAUCCUCAUCAUCCUCAUCAUCCUCAUCCUCUUCUUCUCCAACGGCACAUCAAAAACAAUUGACUAGUAUUAUUGACAAGAUUUGUAAAUGUGCAAAAGAGUUGGGAGAGAAUGAUAUUUUAAACUCUUUUAAAAUCAUUCCGUCGAGUAUAGAUAAGAAACAAUCAAAAAAAUUAGAAAGACAAUUGAUCCAAGACAGAAUGGAAGAGGAAAUUAAAUCAUUGUAUAAAAUAAUUCAAGGAGAAUAUGAAAUGUAUAUUGGCCUAUUGGAAGAUACUCGGCAAGAUCUUGAAGUUGAUUCAAAGAUCUGUGUACAUGAAUCGAUAAAAAGAAGAAUCAAGACAAUUGGUAUUCUCAUUGAUAAUUAUCGAUAUUUUGUAAAUAGAAAACAACAAGAAAAAGAAGAUACAACAACAACACCGCUGACACUAAAGGAAUUAAAAAUAAUAGUAGACAUUGAAAAGAAAUUGGAUAUUUUUAUGAUGGAAAAGGAUGAAGAGUGGUUUGAUGCACUUUCCAUUUUAAAGCAAGCCGAUGGUAAUUACAACGCUGCAACAAAAUAUUUGGCACAUUCAAUUAGGGAUUUGAACAGCAGUGGUGGUUGUGACUCUAAUACAAUUAUGGUGUGUGAUAAUUAUUUGGAUAGAUUCAACAUGGUUGUUGACAGAGCUUGUAUUGGUUUUGAAAAAAUAGAAUGUUUAAUGGCAGUGGCUGCCCAUGUUUUGGAAAACUUUGGAAACUCUGUAAGAGCAUUAGAGUAUUUUGAACGAGCCUAUCAGUGUGCUAAACCCUGUCAACAUACCAUUGCAAAGAAUCAAGUCAUCAAAAUCUACUUGGGUUUAAUUAAAUGCCUUUCACAUUUGUCAUCAUCUCAAACAAUGUUGGAUAUGGAGAGAAUCAAAUGGUAUAGAGAAGAGAUGUUGCUAGUGGUAUCCAACUCUAAAGAGUCACUUGGACCAGAGAUUGAAUUUCAGGUCAUUUUGCUGUCAUUGGAAGCACAAGACUUUGACACUGCAAUCAAUAGAGUACUACUAGUUUUGGAUGAUUUGGAAAAGAAAAGGUUCCCAUUUGACGAUGAUAUUAUAGGCACUAUCUUAUUUAAUCUUCCUCCAACAUUAAAUCAAGAUUCGAGAAUAGAAAAUAUUCUAGACAUGCUCAAAAAGUUGACUGGAGUAGUGGAACAAGAGUCUAAGCAUUUGGGAGACUGUUAUUUGGUAGAGGCAGAAUAUUUUAUAAAUACUCGUCAAUUUGAAAAGGCAAUUAAGUCAUGUCAGGAUGUCAUUGGACUUCAUUUAUUAGAGGAUAGCGCUCAAAUAUUAUUGUCAAGGGCAACAUUGGCAAUGGAGCGAGUAGUUACACAGGUUGAUAAACAACAAGAUUUACAAGAGGAAAUAAUAGUAUUGCCAGUGUCACCACAACCCAAUCAAUUGGUUGAAAAUCAAGAUGAUGAUUUGGACAAUGAUGACUUUUUCUAUAUUCAAGAUACACCAAUUAGACAAGUUGAAUUGGAUUCUAAAUUCAUUUUAAUGUGCAAGGAUUUAUUACUUUCUUACAACAAAGAUCAAGAUCAAGAUCAAGAUCAAUUUAAACAAGAAAGGGAAUUUAUAGAAUUUGUAUUAAAUCAAAGUUUAGAGGCAAACAAGAUGAAAGAAAUCUAUAACCUAUUCAAUACUUUUAAUUGUCAAGAAAUGAAAAUACUAUUGGAAAACAAUCACCUCUACCAUAAAUUAUCAUUGAAAAUUGCAACUUGGUUGAUGAAUAUAGAAAAUUAUCAAGAAGCUAUAAAAUAUUUUGAUCAAGAGAAAUUGGCAAAUGAUUCCUCCCCCUCCUCUUCUUUUAUCUAUUCACAAUUAGAAUAUUGUCACUUAAAAUUGGAACAACAUGUAGAAGCAUUUAAAUAUUUUGAUGAAAGAAGAUCAAUAGCAAUGUACAAUAUUAUAUCAAAUCUUUAUCCUCAAAUAUUACCAUUCGAUUCAUUUCACCAACACCAAAUUACUUUUCAAGAAAUACAACAAAUGUCAACAUCUACCGACUCAACCUUUAUCAUUUACAUUGAACAUUUUUGUUUUAUUAUUGAUGAUAAAAUAAUUACAACUAGAGAAACAAAACAUAAAUCAACAAGAAAAUUAAAUAUUAAUAAUAAUAAUUAUAAUCAACAAGAGACAACAACAAAAAAUCAUUAUAGUUUUAAAGGUUCCAAUUUUUUCAAGAAUACCAAUAAUAGUGAAUUACUUUUGAAACUAAGGUUAUGGUAUCAAGAGUUGCUUCAACCAAUAGAUGAUAUUCUAGCAAAACUACCUAGUCAAAGAACAUUAUGUUUUGUUACUGACGAUGUUCUUGCAAAUGUUCCAUUCCCAGCUCUCAUUGAUAACAAUAGAAAUUAUCUUGUUGAAAGAUUUCCAAUAUCUCAUCUACCAUCAUUAUCAAUAUUAAAAAUUUUAUCAACUUUAAAACAAUAUCAACAACAACAACAACACAAUAUGAUUGAAAAUAAUAAUAAUGAAGAUAUUCUAAAAGUUGAACCUAAAGUAGUAUUAAUUGGAAAUCCAUUUGGUAGUGGAUUAGACUAUACAGAAAAUCAAAUUAAAUGUUAUCAAAGAUUAUUUAAAAAAUCAGGUUUAAAAACAAAUGUAUUAAUAGGAAAACAUGUAAAUAAUCAAAAUAUUAAAGAAUUAUUAGUUGAUGGGAUAGUAGAUCAUAUUCAUAUAUCAAGUAACGGGGAUUCAAUUGGAAAAGAGGAACAAUCACUUGUCAAAGGAUCAAUACAAUUAUCUAAACAACCAACAGAUGCAGAUACAUUUGAAUAUUUAUUUAUGGAGGAUAUGUUGGAUUGGGCAAAUCAAUCAUCUAUCAAAACAAUAUUUAUUAGUAGAUGUAAUAAUGGUCAAGGAAAUGGAGACAAGGGAGGAAUUGGGCUGAUAUGGUCUCUUUUGUGUACUGGUGCAUCUGUGGUUUCAGGUCAUUGGGAAUUACCAACAGAUUCAGAUUCGGAUUUGACAAACAAGAUUGUAGAAUGUUUUUAUGAUUGUUUGAUCAAUAAGAGAUUAACAAAUGCUCAAUCACUACAACGAGCACAAAUACUUGGUAUAGAACAAAAAAGAAAUCAUCCACGUCAUUGGGCUUCUCUCUUUUUAACUGGAUUUCCCAUUUAA
Messenger RNA from Cavenderia fasciculata, 4623 nucleotides. RefSeq lists its product as uncharacterized. Gene Ontology annotation, molecular function: protein binding. The coding region runs from base 1 to 4623 and encodes 1540 amino acids. The record is from RefSeq and is a predicted model, not a curated record. NCBI's taxonomy places the organism in Eukaryota, Evosea, Eumycetozoa, Acytosteliales, Cavenderiaceae. The transcript is spliced from 3 exons.